AUGUAUAUUGUUCCUGGUGAGUCGAAAGGAGAAUUAGAAUUUGCAAUGGGACGAUUGGAUGGGUUGUUUUGGGCGGCUAUGCAUUGGGCAGUGUGCGCGGUAUUCUGCCAGAAUUGCGGAAUCCUAAUACGAGGCAGUGGUUUUGCUCAUCCUGCUGGUUCUAUCGUAUUCAUAUUCUCUCUUGCUGAUAUGAUUUUUGGAAAAUUACGUACGAAAGAUGACCUUAAUGCUGUUGCUGCUGGUGCAGUUACUGGAGGGCUGUUUCGAUGUGCACGUGGUUUACACGCUUCAAUGGUUGGAGCGGGUAUUGGGGUAUUUGCUGCUUUUAUUUGGUUGCUGAGUGAUCAAGAUAGCCGAAAUAGAUUAUGGGAAGUGCGAAAGCACUUGAACGUCAAACAAGAUUAUAUUUAUUGA
Molecule: messenger RNA, 414 nt
Organism: Brugia malayi
Lineage: Eukaryota; Metazoa; Nematoda; Chromadorea; Rhabditida; Onchocercidae
Gene: Bma-timm-23.4
Product: Mitochondrial import inner membrane translocase subunit Tim17 family protein
Exons: 2
Coding region: 1-414 (137 amino acids)
Source: RefSeq, a predicted model, not a curated record